CAACAACAACAACCACAAAUGUGAUUAUCAUCAAUGAUCAAUCAUCAUUAGUAGUAUUGGAUAAUGAUUUAUUGAAUCGAUAUAAUAAUGAUGAUAAAAUUCUAGCGACUGAUCAUGCGCACAUUGAUAAUUGGAAUAAUUAUCUGUCAUCAUCAUCAUUAUCAUUAUUAUCACAAUUACCAAGCUCAAAUCAUCAUCAUCAUAAUCGUAAUCGUAAUGAUAAAUUUGAUGAAAAUCUUAUCAUUACUACUAAUAGUAAUGUUGACGAUGAUCAAAUGAAUCCAUCCAUCAAUUUAACAUCAUCAUCAUCCUCAUCUUCGAUUUUAUUAUUCAAUCAGGAUAAUAAUAAUAAUAAUGUUUUUCGUCAAAAUGAUGAUGCAUAUGAUGAUGAUGAUGAUGAUGAAGUUUUCAUUGCAUCAACCCAUUCGACAACAUCGACAAACGAUAAUGAUGAUGAUGAUUUAUGGUCUCGUUCACAUUCGGAAAUUAUUUUCCGUUUGAUUGGUGCAAUUAUUUGUGUUGCAUUGAUUAUUGUAACUAUUGUUGGUAAUGUAUUGGUUAUUAUUGUUGUUGUACGUUUUCAUCGUAUGCGUACUGUUACAAAUAUACUUCUUGCAAGUUUAGCAAUAGCUGAUAUAACUGUUGCAAGUUUAGUAAUGCCAUUCACUGUUGUUUAUGAUCUAUAUCGUUUUUGGCCUUGGGGACCAGUAUUAUGUCAUUUUUGGAUAUCAUGUGAUGUUAUGUGCUGUACAGCAAGUAUAUUACAUUUAUGUUGUGUUGCAAUCGAUAGAUUUUGGGCAAUAACACGUCCAUUACGUUAUCGUUCAUUAAUAUCAAAAAGACGUUUAUUCUGUUGUAUAUUAAGCAUAUGGCUUUGUUCAGCUGCAAUAUCAUUUAUACCAAUAUUUUCCGGUUGGUAUCAUUCACAAGGACCGAUUAAUAUAUUUACACUUGAAUAUGUUAACGAAUGUGGACUUGAUGUAAAUCGUAUUUAUGCAACAAUAUCAUCAUUAACAUCAUUUUAUCUUCCAUUACCAAUAAUGUUUUAUGUUUAUUUACGUAUUUUAUUGGUUGCUGAAAGACAAUCAAGAGAAAUUAAACAAUUGGAACAAUCAUUACGACAAAAUGGUUUUCUUUCAAUGAAUUAUCCCACUACUACCACUACUACUCCCGCAAUGCCGCAACAACUACAACAAAGAAAAUCUGAUUGUCCAAUGGCACCGAUAACAUUGUUACAACAUCAAUCAACAACACCAACAUCGAUAACAUUAACACCAGCAGCAGCCACAGCAGCAGAAACCGAAACAAUUAACAAAUCAAAUGGACAAAAUGUUCAUUUUCAUUUUAGUUCAUUGUUGAAUGUAAAUCAAAUUAAUAACAACAAUGAUAAUGAUGAUGCAGAUGAAUCCUGUUCACCAAAUAAAUUAUCAUUACCAUUAUCAUCAACAACAACAAAACAACAAUCAUUGAAAACAACAAUAAAUUAUUCAAGUAGUAUGGAUCUUACUGAAUUGGCUGCUAUUAGUUCGAAAGGAACUGGUGGUGGUAGAUUAUCAACAACAACAACAACAGCAAAAAAUCAUCAUUUGGUUGAUCAAACAUCAUUGGAAACAUCCAAACGUCAUGUUGAACGUAGUCUACGUAGACGUGCACGGCAAUUAAUUACAGAUACAAAAGCUAUUCGUACAUUAGGAAUUGUUAUGGGUGUUUUUUGUUUAUGUUGGUUACCAUUUUUUAUAAUGUACGUUAUAUCAGCUUAUUGUGAUCAAUGUAAUAUCAGUUAUGAAUUACGUUCCGGUAUUACAUGGUUAGGUUAUGUUAAUAGUGCACUAAAUCCAGCCAUUUAUGCUUAUCUAAAUAAAGAAUUUAAAAUGGCAUUUAAACGUGUUUUAUUCUGUAUGCCACAUUGUAAUAAUGAUAAUUUUGAUCGUGAUACAAUGUUGGAUGAAUAUUCUAAUGCAUCACAUCGUCAUGUUGGUGGUGGUGGCAGCACUGGCGCUGGUGGUCAUCGAACAACAAAACGAAUCAAUGAACAUCAUCAUUUUGGUUUUAUGAUCGAUACGGAUGAAGGUGGUGGUGGCGCUGGUGGUGGACCAGCACGUCAAUCAUCAACAGCAUUAGAUAUAAUUCCAUUACCAUCAACACCGGGUUAUUUAACUCGUACGCCAAGCAAUGCUACCGAAACACCUAAUUGGAUUAUUUUACAUGCACAACAACAUCAUCAACAACAACAACAACAACUUGCUGAUAACAAUGGUGGUAGCAGUUGAUAUCAAUUAUUAAUGA
This is a messenger RNA of Dermatophagoides pteronyssinus (European house dust mite), 2286 nucleotides long. Its product is annotated as putative tyramine receptor 2. Gene Ontology annotation, cellular component: plasma membrane. Gene Ontology annotation, molecular function: G protein-coupled receptor activity. The record is from RefSeq and is a predicted model, not a curated record. Gene Ontology annotation, biological process: positive regulation of MAPK cascade; adenylate cyclase-activating adrenergic receptor signaling pathway. NCBI's taxonomy places the organism in Eukaryota, Metazoa, Arthropoda, Arachnida, Sarcoptiformes, Pyroglyphidae.